AUGUCUUCCCAGCAGGCUUCCAACUCUCACGUCGGUCCCAAGACCACCGGCGGCAAGGCCGGUGCCAUCCCCACCCCCGCCAACGCCCACCUCGGCACUGAGAAGUCCGAGACCAAGCCCAAGGCUUUUGACUCUGAUGGCGCCAUUGGCAAGCAGUUCACUGAGACCGGCGCCAUCGGCCAAAUCGGCGAGGCUGUUGGCGGCCCUCUCUCCUCGGACGGUGUGAUUGGCAAGCAGUUCACGGAUAAGGGCGCCGUCGGCGGCACCAUCCAGAACACUCUUGGUGGUGAGAAGCAGACGGGCAGUGGGUUGUCCGGCGUCCUCCCCAAGUCGAACUAA
Molecule: messenger RNA, 339 nt
Organism: Sordaria macrospora k-hell
Lineage: Eukaryota; Fungi; Ascomycota; Sordariomycetes; Sordariales; Sordariaceae
Source: RefSeq, a predicted model, not a curated record